AUGUACGACUCUCUUCCUAGCUACCGGGAGACCUCUUCCGCGCACACUCAUGAAGAGGAACAUACGCCACUACUUCCCAAGCAGGUCGACCCCGACCCCGACUCCAAAAGCGCAAAAUCGUCGGUUUCCUUUCUGGUCGAAUUUUUCCGGCUGUUGAAGGACUCCAUACCAGUCAUUCUGGCAUACACGCUGCAAAACAGCCUACAAACCACCUCGGUGUUGAUUGUGGGACGGACCUCUCCGGAGAACCUGGCCACCACAGCUUUCUCACUGAUGUUUGCCAUGGUCACGGCAUGGAUGAUCGCCUUAGGCGGGACCACCGCAUUGGACACACUAGCCUCCUCAACGUUCACAGGCAGCUCGAAUAAGCAUGAUCUCGGAAUUCUGUUGCAGCGGGCAUUCUUUGUCCUCGGCCUGUUCUAUGUCCCCGUUGCAAUUCUUUGGACAUGCUCGGAGCCUGUGUUUCUUCUGCUUGGCCAGGACCCCCAGCUUUCACGGGAUAGUGCGCGUUUCCUAACUUGCUUGAUCCCUGGCGGUCUGGGUUAUAUCUACUUCGAGGCCAUGAAAAAAUAUCUGCAAGCACAGGGUAUUAUGCGCCCUGGGACGUAUGUCUUGCUGAUUACGGUGCCGUUUAAUGCAUUGCUCAAUUACCUGUUCUGUUACACCUUUCGCAUGGGGUUGCUUGGUGCGCCAUUUGCCACCGGCAUUUCCUACUGGCUGUCCUUUGCACUGCUCGUGUUGUAUGCCCGAUUCAUUGCCGGCUCCGAAUGCUGGGGCGGCUGGUCGCGCAAAGCAUUCGAGAAUCUUGGGACUUUCGCCCGAUUGGCCUUUCUGGGCGUGGUGCAUGUAGGCACCGAGUGGUGGGCCUUUGAGAUAGUAGCUCUUGCAGCCGGAAGGCUGGGAACAAUCCCACUGGCGGCUCAGAGCGUCAUCAUGACCGCAGACCAAGUGCUCAACACAAUCCCAUUUGGCGUGGGAGUCGCUACAUCUUCACGGGUGGGGAGCCUGCUAGGCUCCCGGGAUGCAGCUGGUGCAUCGAGAGCGGCCAACACCGCGGCCUGGCUAAGUAUGGCGCUGGGAGGGGCCGUGCUGGCUGUGCUGAUGGGGACUCGACACGUCUUUGCAAAGAUAUUCAACUCCGAUGAAGGGGUCGUACAGCUCACUGCGGAGGUUCUACCAUGGGUGGCGUUGUUCCAGAUCGCCGAUGGAUUGAACGGUAGCUGUGGAGGAAGCCUUAGGGGUAUGGGAAGACAGCAUGUCGGCGCGCUAGUCAACCUGGCCAGUUAUUAUUGUGGUGCACUACCUCUAGGUAUUUGGCUAGCCUUCAAUGGAUGGGGACUGAAAGGUCUUUGGGUGGGACAGUGCAUCGCAUUGUAUCUUGUGGGGGCACUGGAGUGGACAAUCGUGGCCUUCAGUAACUGGGAAGGCGAGGUCGAUAAGGCGUUUCAGCGAAUGGAUAUCCAUGACCGAUUGGAGGUUGGACACACCACCAAUGGUGCCACGACUGUUGUGUAA
Molecule: messenger RNA, 1515 nt
Organism: Aspergillus niger
Lineage: Eukaryota; Fungi; Ascomycota; Eurotiomycetes; Eurotiales; Aspergillaceae
Exons: 2
Coding region: 1-1515 (504 amino acids)
Biological process (GO): xenobiotic detoxification by transmembrane export across the plasma membrane
Cellular component (GO): membrane
Molecular function (GO): xenobiotic transmembrane transporter activity; antiporter activity
Source: RefSeq, a predicted model, not a curated record